Molecule: messenger RNA, 2838 nt
Organism: Cylindrotheca closterium
Lineage: Eukaryota; Bacillariophyta; Bacillariophyceae; Bacillariales; Bacillariaceae
Source: the annotation of a GenBank genome assembly
AUGAGUAGUCCCCUCUCAUAUUCAAAAGUAUCCAUACCUGAUGCUAUGGCUGUUACUAAGAAUGAUAAUGAUGCUGUGCCAAAUAACAUUAGAGACAUGACGAAAAGUCACAGCAGUUCUAGUAGGAGGCGAUCAGAUUCCAAGGGUCGGGGAAGGAGAUCAGCAUCCGAGGGUCGCAAAAGCUCCCACAAGAUGAGCAGCAGACGACGCACUCAGAACUCUCCAUUGCGAUCUUCGUCACACAGCAAAGGGAGUAAUAACGGCCCGUCGGAACUUUUCUACGGAGAUGAAGAUGCCAAGGCGAAAGCAAAGGCAUCCCGGGGUUCGAAAAGGUCCUCCUCCAAGCGAGGUGCUGAGCUUGCAAGUCCAUCAGGAAAAAGCAGGGGCACUGUCAGCACAGCAGAAAGUACUGAAAUAUUGUAUGGAGAUGCCGAUGCCAAGGCGAAAGCACAGGCAUCACGGGGUUCAAAAAGGUCCUCCUCCAAGCCCGGUGUUGAGCGCGUCAGUUCGUCUGGACACAGCAAAAGCACUGGCGAAACCGACCAUAGCCCUGCAUUAUUGUACGGAGACGAAGAUGCCAAGGCAAAAACAAAGGCAUCACAAGGCUCCAAAAGAUCUGUCAAACCUGGUGUGGAAGCUGUCGGUGCAUCUGGACAUUAUAAGAGCACCAUUAGCAGCAACCAAACCAUACAAAUCUUGUAUGGGAAGAGCGACCAAGAUGCCAAACCAAAGUCAAAAGCAAUGCUGGGACGUUCUUCCCAUCACAGCAAGAAAAGUACCGGCACAAUGAGUACCAUCGAGAUCGUUUACGGAGAUGAAAUUGAUAAUGAUGCCAAGAACAAACUGAAGAAGGGAUCGCGAAUGUCGACAUCCAACAAACCUGGAGUGGAACACGUGACUGAAAAAGAAUCACUGCGCAGACAAUCGAGGAGUAUUACCCCCUUAGAGGCCGGCCACGUGGUCGCAGGCAUGGUGAUUGAAGAUGACUCCAAUUCGAAGGAACCAAUUGUGAACGAUGGACAAUCGGUGGUGUCCAAGAAGCGGAAGUCAGGAAAGAAAGAGAAAGUUUCUUACAAAAUGUGGAUUAUUUUGACUGUAGCCAUUCUUGUCGUUGGCGGUGGACUGACAGCCUUUGCUGUUCUCAGAAAAGGCGACGAUGAUCAAGGUGCACAGGUUCAAGAACAUGACUCCUAUGAUCCUACUACUGAAUCGCCCGAACUUGUAUCCGAGGCUCCAGCCGGUUCCCCAAAUGGCACACCAACAGCGGUACCAUCAUCCAAAAAGCAGGUUCUGGAUCCACCAAGCCCGGAAGACUGUGCUGCCAUUAGGAACAACCAAACCAUUUCAGGGAACAACAACACACUGUCUGAGAGCAACUGGAAUGCCAACAUUCAGAUCAAUGUCAAGGGUGAAACUGGAAUGACUAACGAAAUGAUACAGGAAUUGUUGGAUUCCAUUCAAGCGCUCCUGCUUCCAGCCAUGGCUGGUUGCAGCGUUGGAUAUCGGCGAAAGCUGUCUCAAUCGGCAAAACCAGUCAUGCCCGGAGCAUCUCGAGAGCUGAAAGGAUUUCUCGACGAGUCUCGAUAUGCCAUUCUAUAUGCCCAUGUCACAGGCGAAUUGCUAAAAGGUGCAAUCUGCUUGGAUGCAACAGCUCCCGAGUUGUGCUAUGUUGUCCUUGUCGAGUUUUCUUUAGUUUUGGAUGCUGACAUUAGUUCUGCCGAUGUUGAGGCUAUUAUAUUGGACGAAUGGAGAAAUGGUGACAACAUUGUUUCAAAAUUGGACCUUGAUGACUUGUUCCUAUCAGUGAAAGCAAAAAAUAUCAUGAAUAUGGCGCCUUCUGAAGCUCCAUCUGCCCCACCAACUGGUGCUUUAUCCACAUCGCCAAGCAAGAGGCCGACAGAGUCUCCUACAGUUCAGUCACUAACAGAGGUUCCUAGACGCCCGACACCCGUACCGCUGCUUGAAUCAACGCCAGUGUUAGACAUAUCUACAUCUAUUCCUGUUGAUGCACCCACGUCGAUUCCCAUUCAAUCUCCUUCUACGAUGCCAACAGAUGAUGCAAGUAUGACUCCACCUUCUUCAUCAACAUCGGUGCCAGUGAUCGGGCCAUCACCUCUGCCAACCGUGUCACCGAUAGCUUUCUCUUCCAGCUCACCGUCCACCACGAAGCCAUCGAUAGGAAUUGACGUUUUGUCAACACCUAGCCCUACGAUGGGGUCAAGUGCAUCACCGACUGGGUUGACUUCAAGGUCGCCAGCCACAAAGCCAUCGAUGAUACCAUCUUCUUCACCAACACACAUGCCAGUUGUCGAACCAACGCCUCCUCCAACUGUAUCAUCGACUGCUUUGGCUUCAAUCUCACCAUCAAUAACGCCAACACCUGGUCCAACAAUGAAGCUUACCGUGGCGGCACCAAAUCCAACUGCCAUUCCCGGUCGUGUUCCAACAGCACAACCGACGCCUGGGCCCACGCCAGCUCCAACAUCUGCUCCGACACCUAUCCCAACACCCGGAUCGACACCCAAUCCAACGCCUAUUCGAACACCUCUCCCAACACCAAAUCCUACUCCCGAACCAACUCCCGGUCCGACCACUGCUCUGACGGCUGCUGCCCCUGACAGCUUGUUCUGCUGUUCGAACAACUUGAGAGACUGCAAUAUCCCUGAUCCAUGGUGCAAUUCCAGCGUGUUAAACUGCAUCAAUUGCAAUGGGUUUUUCAUUGUGCAAGGUAGCUGCAUCGGCAUCGCCAAAUUUGAGGAUUGCAGCAACAAUGUGUUUGGCUGCUGUGGGACGCUUCGCUGUGUCGUACAGGAUUUAUUCUUUCUGCGAUGCGAGUAG